AUGAAGAAACCAUAUAUCACUGAGGAGAAAUGGUUCGAGUACUCAAACAAAUGGAUGGUCAACUUGAUCAACCUUUAUGGUGACCGAUCAGUUACAACCUAUGUUCACACCUUUGUAUAUCACUUAGGUUUCUACCUCGCCAAGUAUGGUCCAUUGUUGGCAUUUGCCAACUUCUCCAUUGAGAGCUCACACAAAGUUACCAAGCAGAACAGAGUGUUUGCAACCAACAAUGGCAUCAGCAAGAAGAAGGAAGGAGCGAACGAGAACUCAUUCACAACUCAACUCCUCGCAAAGUUCCUUCGAUUGUCAAUCAUAAAGCGAUCCCACGAUAGAGAGAAGUGGCAAGAGAUUGAUAGGGAUGGCACUAAUUGGGGAAACUGGGAUGAGUCAACAAGGAAGAACAAUUGUUUGAAGAAUCUCUUCAAGAUCGAUAACCGGCCAAACACAACUAAAGAGGAUCAGUCAAAGAAGAACUAUCUCGAGGCGUCAAGUGCCCAGUUUGUUGAUGAUGAAGGACAUGUGGAUCCACUUGUACCCAAUCCCGACGAUGAUGAUCAAACUCCCAUCAACAAAGCAAGCAGUCACUUCGAGACAUCCUGGACAAACGCCUCAACAAUCACUCCAUCUACAUACUCCAUCACCCUCAACAAAAGCACCAGUCCCAACACUAUCAACCUCAGCCUUGACAAGACAACAAUGGAUUGUUCCUAUUCGAUCACUCUCAACGACAAGGGCAUGGAAUGUGAUUGUAAAUCAUAUUGUUAUAAUCAAUAUGCCAGAUGUUGCAAGCACACCAUCGCUGUGUUGGUAAUCAUUGGCCUUGACAAGAUCAGAAUCAAACAGCUCAUUGACAAUGUCAUCAAGUCGAAACCCAUUGACAUUGACCUUGCCAUCAGUCUUCAGAGACUGAAGGAUCACAUCGCCACUGCUCCCCAACUACCAACCAAUGAUGAUGACGACGCUGAUCAGGGUCCCCUAUAUGACUAUGGUGGUGGAGAUAGUUGUCCAUCACCAAUCUCACCAUCCUCCGACACAACAUUCAUAGUCAGUACUCACACGCCAAAGCCCGACAAUGUCCACAAUGACCAACAGCUGCAGCAACGACAACAUCCACAACAACACCAAAAGAUGGAUGUCAUGACUGAUAACAUCACCGCAGAGGCAACAACAACAGCAGCAGCAGCACACUGA
Messenger RNA from Acytostelium subglobosum LB1, 1191 nucleotides. RefSeq lists its product as hypothetical. The coding region runs from base 1 to 1191 and encodes 396 amino acids. The record is from RefSeq and is a predicted model, not a curated record. Lineage: Eukaryota; Evosea; Eumycetozoa; Acytosteliales; Acytosteliaceae. The transcript has 3 exons. Gene Ontology annotation, molecular function: zinc ion binding.